Messenger RNA from Drosophila ficusphila, 1025 nucleotides. Its product is annotated as oxysterol-binding protein-related protein 11. NCBI's taxonomy places the organism in Eukaryota, Metazoa, Arthropoda, Insecta, Diptera, Drosophilidae. The record is from RefSeq and is a predicted model, not a curated record. Bases 284 to 958 code for a protein of 224 amino acids. The transcript is spliced from 3 exons.
GUGCUCAACGGUUUUUGUAUGGUCACACUGAUCACUUUGUUGUUUUGCUCUGUUGAAUUUCCAUGAAAAUAAAUAAAUAACAUCUGCAAACAUUUUACGCAAAAUCAAGAACUCGUUCCGACAGCGCAAGAGGAAGAACCGCCCGAGGCAGGCCACGCCCCCACGGUCAGCAGCCCCAAUUUCCGGAAGUUCUGCCAGCUCCUCGAAUUUUGUCCCGCGGAGCACCCAAUUUCCGCGGGAGGAGCACCCGGACUUUAAGGAUUCCAAGGCCACCGCCAUCAAAAUGGAGAGCAACCUGAACAGGAUUAUCCGGGAAUCGGCCAAGCUGAAACUCAGCGGGCAGCUCAGCAAAUACACAAAUGUGAUGAAGGGAUGGCAGCCGCGCUGGUUCACGGUGGACGCCAAGACGGGAUCGCUGAGCUACUACUUGUGCGACUCCUCGACUGUGGGCGAUGACAUAGCUCCCUCGCCACAUGUCCUUGCCAGUGCUCCAAGGGGGCAGGUUCAGCUGGCCGGCGCUGUGGUUUAUCCGAGUGACGAGGACUCCAGGACCUUCGCCAUCGCCUGUGCCUCGGGAGACACGGUCAAACUGAGGGCCAACGAUGCCAGGGCCCGGCAGGAGUGGGUGGAUGGCCUGCGGGCGGUGGUCGAGAGCCACAUGAAGGCCAUGGACAUUAGCAACUCGUCGCCACUUCCGCCGCGGGAGCUGCUCGCCGCCUCCGACGCCAUGGUUUCCGCUCGUCAGGCUCUCUUUCUGACCGAACAAUGCAAUGCUUCUCUGGCCAGGGCCAUCGAGAGCAUCGACUGUGCUUCCUUCUCGCCCACGGACCCCGAUCUCCUCCUGCUCAAGGCGAUCUCGACGGCCAGCACUCAGUGCCUGCAUCAGUGCUUGGGGCUCCUCCAGCGCCACCAGGAGAUCAACCAGCCGCCCCCAGAGGCGGUUCCCCUCGUCCUCUGAGAUCCAAAGAUAAUAAUUCCCAGUAUCCACUUUGAUUUACCCCAAUAAACACCAACAACAAGCCAAA